This is a messenger RNA of Varanus komodoensis (Komodo dragon), 4216 nucleotides long. RefSeq names its product tuftelin 1 (gene TUFT1). NCBI's taxonomy places the organism in Eukaryota, Metazoa, Chordata, Lepidosauria, Squamata, Varanidae. Gene Ontology annotation, cellular component: I band; intracellular anatomical structure. Bases 43 to 1137 code for a protein of 364 amino acids. The transcript is spliced from 12 exons. The record is from RefSeq and is a predicted model, not a curated record. Gene Ontology annotation, biological process: intracellular signal transduction.
UGUCAGUUGCGUCGGAGUGCCGCUGCGGGUGGAGCUUGUGCAAUGAGCGCUGCGCGGAGCUGCUGCACGUUGGUGGAUCUCCAGCAGGAGGGAGACAGCCCGGACAGUGUGAAAAUACUAAGAUUAACCCUACAGAAUGACCUUCCUGGGGCCAGGCGCGAUCCAGUGAAGCAGAAGCCGGUGGGAAGGGCCUUCGCGAUGGUGGCCAACCAGCCCACCAGCAGCCACGCGCUGACGUCGGAGUGCAUCAAGUCCAAAGACGGCGAUGAGGAGAUCAUCAAGGUGUACCUCAGAGCCCGGGCUGAAGACAGGGCCAAGCAUGGAAAGAGCUUCCACCAACAGAAAAAUGACAACUGUCAUCUACAAGAGGUUAAGCUGGAGAAAACGAAUGGGAUCCAGCCUCACAGAACUUUCACGUAUCGCAGCUUGUCCACAAGCGAGGAGGAUCUUGACUGCCCCGGGAAAGACAUCUCCAUCAUGCGCGAAACGGCCAAGAGGCUCUUCUCCAAACUUCAGGAAGCGGAGAAGCGGCAUCAGUCAGACAGAGCCGCUUACGAGACGUCCAUUUCCCAUUACCGGAGGGAAGCGGAACAGUCUGGCGUGGCCCUCCAGAAAGCGGAACAGGACCUGGAAGAAAAGGACCUGAAGCUGGAAGAACUGCAGAGGCUCCUCACAGGGAUGGAGAAGGAGCACCAGGCUCUGUUGCAGAAGAUGGAGGAUGGCGAGUCCGAGCUUGAGCAGCUGCGGAGCCUGAACAGGGACAAACUGGCCGAGCAGGAAAGGUCAGCCAAGCUGGAGAAGGAAGUUGCCACCCUGCGGGAGAAGAUCCACCACCUCGAUGACAUGCUGAAGAGCCAGCAGCGCAAAGUCCGGCAGAUGAUCGAACAGCUUCAGAAUUCCAAAACUGUGAUUCAGUCCAAAGAUGCGUUGAUUCAGGAACUCAAAGAGCGAGUGAUGUACCUGGAGGCUGAGAACCUGGAAAUGCAUGAUCGCAUCGAGCACCUUAUCGAAAAGCAGACCAAUCCCGGGGCCUGCAGCACCAGACCUCGCUCCAAAUCAGAGUAUGUAAGCAGCAAAAGGCUUACCAAGUCUCCGGGCCCCAAACCUUGGCCUCUGAUCAGAGUAGUGGAGACAUGAACCGGGACGUGGCCUCUUCCCUGGUCCCACCCCCAGGAGGACCCUGCCACGAACUCGCUGGAUUGUAGGCUGCAGCCGGCCACCUAGCUCUGCUGCUCUUCUAUCUCCUCGCCCCCCCGAGGCAUCCGUUCCCCACCGUGCAUGCCAGCCGCUGGAGCAGCGCCAGCCGCGGGGCUUGCUCAGACCUGGAAGAGGUGGAAUUCUUCCUGGACCUUCCUGGGAAGUACGGACAGCGACGCUUUCCUUCUGCAGAAGGCUGGAAGGACGACGCUCGCUCUUCAUAUCUAUGAGUUCGAUGUGGCUGGUUACUUUGGAAGGAGUGCCUUUUAAAUCCACCCCCUCCCCAAAUAUGUGUCUACUUGCUGUGUACAGUGCUGGCAUUCCUGUCCUCCCCCUCCCCAUUUUCAUGGCGGUGUGUACACAGCCCGAACUCCAAGAACCCUUAAGAUUGUUGACCACCAGUACCAGCUUAAAGGCCCAGAAGGUUUGAGAAAAGAGGGGAAGGCCCCUGCCUUUCCUGUCCCAUCUCUUGCCCAGCUGGAAAAAUAUUUCCUCUCAUCAAAACAAGUGUUUCUUUUGCUCUGGUCACAUCACACUAUCCAGGAAUGUAGGCGCUUGGUGCAUAUAUGGUCAUUUAGCAGUGUGUGCGUACAUGCAUGUGCGAUAGAUGCUGAAUUGUGUUUUGAAAGGGCUUCAUUUCUACUAGAAGAGGGCUUGAGUCUUGUGUGCUCCUUUUUUAAAACCCAGCAUCUUCACAUUUGUUGUUUAAAUGCCGCCGAGUCCUCUCCAGCUUACAGUGCCCCCCGGGAAGGGAGUCUCCUCCAGCCAAAACGUCCAGUCCUUGAUCGCCCUGCUCGGCUCCUGCAAAUGCAGUCCUGCAGCUUCCUUUAUUUACUUGUACUCUUCACUCUGCACGGGCGGCUGCUUCAUCUGUCAGGGUAUCCUGGAUAAGCAAACCUGCCUUGGAGGCUGUUUAGCAGCGCUUUCGGCUGGGUCUGACGGAAAUCCACCGGCUUUGGUUUCUCACCCGCGGUUGCUCCACAGGGUGGCCUCCCAGAAAUUGGCCAGGCGUGAUUCCAAGGACAUAACAAGUGUGCUGUUGAAGAGCAAAGAUCCAUCCAGUCUUGCCCGGCCUGCUGUGUCGGGGUGUUGCUUUCGGUCCUCUCCAGGAUCUUCCCUUCCAGCUUAACUUCACUUUGGCAUGUACACCUCAAGUCUCUCCACGAGAGAGAUGUUUCCAGUUCAGGUGCAGGUGAACUAAUGUGUCGGCAAAAUUAAUAUGUUCACCUGUUUCUUACCCCCAGGAUAAAUGGGGUUGGGGAGUCAUCUCAGCAGCAGCAUUUCAACUGGGCAAAUGGAAAAGAAUAAACGUGCCGACACGCAUGAGAGCAGAGCAGGGCCACCUACAUUUUCCUGGUAGCAAAAGCCUGAUGCAGACUGGUUUGGGAGACCUUGCUUCAAAUCUGUGUGUCGUCUUGCCACGCUAGAAGGACGUUUGGUUGGUUUUAGGUGUGUGGAUUCAGGCUGCAUCUUAGCCUUACUGAAGCCGGGGCCUUAUAGUGUUGAGUCUGUAGUUCCCACCGCUCUGUUGGCUGGCUGUGUGGCAUCGUAGACCGUGAUAUUUGCGGGUGCGCGGCUGCCGUAUCCCUGCACAUGCUUGCUUGGGUGUGAGUCCUCUUGACUGCAGUGGGGCUUGCCUGCUUCUGUGUAAAGGGACUUGCUCUGAUCAGAAGCACUUUUGGAAUCUCAGAUGCAGCUGCCCCAGCUUCCCUUUGGCCAUUGAGAAGAUGGGCUGCCUCGAACCACACGGGGACUCCUCUUGCAUGUGCAUUUGUUUAAUCUUUUAUUGGAAAAUCAUUAAACAUGAUUAAAAAAAAAAAAAAAAAAGAAUCUGUCACCCAGUUAAGCAGGGCUGCAUUUUUACUUGGUCAAAAGGUUUCUGACGGAUCUGAUGAUGAGCAGCUCUCACAGCUGCGAACAUUUGCAAACAUUGGCUGAACGGCUUCACAUUAGCCCAUGUGUGUUGACAAGCAAGCCGCUCCACUCUUUGCGUGCCACUGACAGCUGUGAUGCCUUCUGGAGUAGGAUCUCUCUUCGGGGAGGAGGAGGACAAGCCUGUGUUAAGGAGGCUGCCUCAUGUAUCUGGAGCAAACGGGGAGGCGAGGAAUUCCCUGGAAAUGCACAAGGCCACCGUUUACAUAUUUAUCCGUGGCUGCAUUCCCUUGGGAAUGGAAGCGGACGGAAGAGUGCACUGUUUUGCGUUCUGAUCCUGAGCUGGGGCAUGAGCUCUGCUAAACUUCGUGUGGCUUCUUUGUGAGUAAAUCCACCUGAGGUUGAAGUGGUGUCGAUUCCUGCCUACCAUGCAAUACCCGAAGCACUAAAACAGCAUAUGAUAAAAUAUCAUGUAAUCUAUUGUGAGUUCUAGUUGGAAUCCUAUGCAGACAUGCUUGGAAGUAACCGCCACUGAAUGCAGAAGAUGCUUAACUUAGGAACGGACAACUUGUAGUCCAAAAUGCUACACCAGUGUCAGCUUUUCUAACAGGUUUAUCUCAAAAAAUGGGUUUAGCUGUUGAGUUGUUCUUUUUUGUCAAUGUAUAUAACUAGCACUUACACUGUCAAGUUAUGAUCUUGCUUUUAUGAACUGCUGCAAACUGCCCUGAUUGCUUUGGCUAUUCAGCAGCAUAGCAACAAAACAAAUGAAAUCUAAAGGGCCACAGUUCCCAUGAUCCUUCACCACUGACAACACAUGGGAGAGCUGAUGGGAAUUGUAGGCCAACAACGCCUGGAGGGUGUUGAGAGUUGCCCACCACCUUCAUUAGCAGGCUAUCUCAGCCACAGGUUGUAUGUGCAGAUCUCUUGGGCAAGAUGCUAGGAGGAAAAACAGAUUGGGCUCGGUGUUGGUGGGAACAGCCGCAGCAAAAAGUUGCCAGGGUUAAAAGCAAAUUCUGGAUGUUUGUGUUCUUUCCCCCGUCUCCUGAUUUUUUGCAUCACCCGGCCUGGUGUGGAAUUCUGGAGAAGUGAAAAGCUUGUGAAUUUUUGUGAGAUUCUGUUUGGUUUUAAUAAAAGUGCUAUAGUCCAA